Molecule: messenger RNA, 3509 nt
Organism: Solea solea (common sole)
Lineage: Eukaryota; Metazoa; Chordata; Actinopteri; Pleuronectiformes; Soleidae
Gene: esyt2b
Product: extended synaptotagmin-like protein 2b
Exons: 23
Coding region: 270-2981 (903 amino acids)
Biological process (GO): lipid transport
Molecular function (GO): lipid binding
Source: RefSeq, a predicted model, not a curated record
GCGUCGGUUUCGGCUCAUUCCUUCGCUGCGUGGUGGCAGAGAGACGGUGAACUGGACCAGACUGGCUCGGAACCCUUAACACUCGCCCAGUUAAAGGGAUGCCGUUAUUAGACCUAAGCGUUUACUGAAGUGAAGUCAAUGUCAGUGAUUCCUCCGCUUACAAUGGGCUGGUGUGCUGCAGGUGAGCCAACGUGAGAGCAGCCUCCGCGAUCAGAGGAGCCACGAGACCGAGACAGUUUGGAGGAAGGGGACUCCGGGGAGACAGGGACAUGUCAGGAGACAAAAUGAAAACUGUGAAAGGAGCCCCUUCACACAACGCUUCACCCAAAGAGAAUGGACACCAGGCGCCGAGUCCGGUUCCCCCCAACGACAGCUCGACCCAUCCGUCAGCGGCGAACAGAGCCGAGGAUCCGGCGUUGACCUCCACCGGCGAGCUGACCCACACCUGGGUGCACUUUGCAAAAACCUUUGUUCUCAUUUUCCCCAUUUACGCACUGGGUUAUUUCGAGUUCAGCUUCAGCUGGCUGUUGAUUGGACUUGUUCUGUUUUUCUGGUGGAGGAGGAACACACGAGGGAAGCACAGCCGCCUGAACAGAGCGCUGGCUUUCUUUGAGCACGAGGAGACAAGUGUGAAGCACAGCCUCACCACCUCUGAUUUACCACCAUGGGUUCACUUCCCAGACGUGGAGCGAGUGGAGUGGCUGAACAAGACAGUGAAACAGAUGUGGCCCUACAUCUGCCAGUUUGUGGAGAAAUUGUUCCGUGAGACCAUCGAGCCAGCAGUGAAGGAGUCCAACGCUCACCUCAGCACCUUCUGCUUCAGCAAGAUUGACAUCGGAGACAAACCCGUGAGGGUCAAUGGAGUCAAGGUUUAUUCAGAGAAUGUGGACAAGCGACAGAUCAUCAUGGACCUACAGAUAAGCUUUGUUGGCAACACAGAGAUUGACGUGGACGUCAAACGCUACUACUGCAAAGCUGGCAUUAAGAGCAUCCAGAUCCACGGCGUGUUGAGAGUGGUGAUGGAGCCGUUGCUGAGUGUUAUGCCUCUUGUUGGAGCUUUGUCUCUGUUCUUUCUCAAGAAGCCACUUCUGGACAUAAAUUGGACUGGACUCACUAAUCUACUGGACAUUCCUGGGCUCAAUGGGCUGUCUGACAGUCUGAUUCAAGAUGUAAUCUACAGUUAUUUGGUUUUACCCAACCGUGUCACCAUCCCUCUGGUCGGGGACAUGGAACUUGCCAAGCUCCGCUUCCCAUUGCCAAAGGGAGUCUUGAGGAUCCAUUUCUUGGAAGCUCAGGAUCUUGAAGGCAAGGAUAAAUUUCUUGGAGGUCUCAUCAAGGGCAAGUCUGACCCGUACGGCAUCCUGCAGAUUGGCACCCAGCUCUUCCAGAGCAAAACGGUCAAAGAGAGCCUCAAUCCCAAGUGGAAUGAAGUUUACGAGGCACUGGUGUACGAGCACUCAGGUCAACAUCUUGAGAUUGAGUUGUUUGAUGAGGAUCCAGACAAAGACGAUUUCCUGGGAAGCCUCAUGAUCGAUAUGGCUGAACUACACAAAGAGCAGAAGGUCGAUGAGUGGUUUGACCUGGAAGAGGCGCCGACUGGGAAACUCCACUUAAAGCUGGAGUGGCUGUCUCUGCUCUCUUCUACUGAGAAGUUGGACCAGGUUUUGCAAAGUAUACGUGCAGACAGGAGCCUGGCCAAUGACGGGCUGUCGUCAGCACUGCUGGUGGUCUACCUGGACUCUGCCCAGAACCUGCCAAGUGUCUUCACAGGAAGCUUAGGCUGUGGAAACUUAAGUGAGCGACGAGCAUCUGGCCUAGUCUUUUGUGAGACCAAUACUUCACAGUAUAGAACAAUUUGUUCUGCGAAAAAAAGCAGCACUGAACCCAGUCCUUACGUUCAAUUUAUUGUUGGACACAAAACACUGGAGAGUAAGAUCCGGUUCAAGACUAAGGAGCCACUGUGGGAAGACUGUUUUUCUUUUCUUAUUCACAAUCCCAGGAGACAGGAGCUCGAAGUGGAGGUAAAAGAUGACAAGCACAAAUGCACUCUGGGUAAUUUGACGGUGCCUUUGAGUUGUCUGUUGGUGGAGGAGGACAUGACGCUGACUCAGUGUUUUGCCCUCAAGAACUCCGGACCCAGCUCCACCAUCAAACUUAAAAUGGCCCUGAGGAUCCUGUCCCUUGAGAAGCAGGUGUCCUCGGACCAGCCUUCCUCCGUGCAGGUCAGGAAAUCCAGCUUGCCGCAGCCAACUGCAGCCUCCACCCAGAGACAGUCCUCAGAUUCCCCGCUGCCUCCGCCCACACCUCCGCCCCCCAUAGACGCUUCCACCUUCACCCUCCAGCACAGGGACGGCGAGCCGUACUCCGCCAGCCCUCUCCGCAGUACCUCCAACCUCAGCAUGUGCAUUUCCAGUUCCCAGAAACACCUGCCUCACAAGGAGUCCACGCCCAGUUUGGCCUCGGAUAUCUCCCUGCCAUAUGCCAGUCUGGAGCUUCAACAAAGGCUCCGUCAACUGCAGAAUGGCUCGGCGCCGGGCCAGUUUCCCCUGGGCGAGGUCCAGCUGACAGUUCGACACAGCUCUCAGAGGAACAAGCUUAUUGUGGUGGUGCACUCCUGCCGUAACUUGAUAGCCUUCACCAAAGAUGGCUCAGAUCCCUUCAUCCGCCUAUAUUUACUGCCUGACAAGAGCCGGACAGGGAGGAGGAAGACCAGCACAACGAAGAGGACCCUUAACCCUGUUUAUGAUCAAACGUUUGAGUUUAAUGUAUCUAUGGUGGAGCUCCACAGGAGAACUCUGGAUGUAGCAGUAAAGAACGGAGGGAGCAUCCUGUCCAAACACAAAGGGCUCCUGGGAAAGGUUUUGGUAGAUUUAAGUGGGGAGGAUAUAGCGAGAGGAUGGACGCAAUGGUAUAGUUUAAGUGAAGAUGGAUUGUCCUCGCAAAGCUUAACAAGUACUCACGACCCUCUGCUCACAUUGUGAAUUCACCUUUCCGCUAUAAUUUAGUUACCUUGUUAUUUUAAAGGGCACAUCGAUGAGUUGUUUUGGUGUUUAUUUUUCAUAUACAUGUAAGUUAUGGGAAUUAUAUCAGCAUGUAAUGAAGUAUUUUUGAAUAUUUCCUGAUAUUGUUCCGUUAAUGAUCCUAAAGAUGUUUUCACAUAAUUGUAAUGAAACACACAAACUGAACUGUGUCUGUUUUUAGUGUGUUGUGUAAAUAUGGAGUUGCUGACACUGAGUUAUCAGAAUUGCAGGGGCUUUCAUGGCAUUUUAUUUAUUUUAAUGAAAAUUGUGUUGAAAUCUGUUUGUAAGAAUGCGACAAAUUUGCUGUGUGAGAAAACAAUUUCCAAAGGAACAGAUACAGUAGCAGUCUUGACUUUUAUAUACAGUAUAUAUAUAUAAUUUUUAUUUGUCAUGAAGUGUUAUUUGACUGUUUAUCUCUUAUUGUUCCUUAUGCUUGAUUACAAACAUGGAAUGCACAUAUGCAAAUUAAAUAAAAAUGAUUGCUCUGAA